Molecule: messenger RNA, 1427 nt
Organism: Ruditapes philippinarum (Manila clam)
Lineage: Eukaryota; Metazoa; Mollusca; Bivalvia; Venerida; Veneridae
Product: heat shock 70 kDa protein 12B-like
Exons: 3
Coding region: 636-1334 (232 amino acids)
Source: RefSeq, a predicted model, not a curated record
AAUGGUAUAGAUGGUAUAAUCAAACACUCUGAAAUUCACUUAGUUGUAACAGUUCCUGCAAUUUGGUCCGAUGCCGCUAAACAAUUCAUGCGUGAAGCUGCUGAAAAGACUGGUAUUUGUAAAGAACAACUAACAAUCGCACUGGAACCCGAAGCGGCUUAAUUCGUUGUAUUGCAGGCAUGUUCAUAUGCAUAAACGUGGUGAGAUUGGCAAUGUUUCGAUGAACAAGUUACCAAUUGGCACCAAAUACAUAGUUGUUGAUGCAGGAGGUGGAACGAUAGACGUAACAGUGCACGAGACAGGAAAUGAGCAUACUUUGAGAGAAGUAAAACCUGCAAGUGGUGGCGAUUGGGGAGGUAUAAUGGUUGACAAGGAAUUUGAAAAUUUGCUUAUACGUAUAGUAGGACAAACUGUUUUUUUAAAAAUUUAAACACGAAGAAAUGGAGGAUUGGCUUGACAUGCAACGAGACUUUGUGUCACGGAAACGAGAGACGAUUGUAGACAAUGAAGGUAAAAUAGGGAUGAGAAUACCUGCAUCCUUAAUUGAUCUUUACAAUUAAUACUCACAAUUUGACCUUUGUACUUCAUUAGCAUCGUCUCAGUAUGCUGGUCUGAUUGAGCUCAAAAGAGAUAAGAUGAAGAUUUCUAACAAAGUCUUUGUUCAACUAUUUGACGCGUCAGUGACAAAAACGGUUGGUCAUUUGAAGUCAGUGCUGUCCGACGGCUCACUGCAAGACGUGAGAGUGUUACUGAUGAUUGGUGGUUAUUCUGAAUCACCGGUUUUACAACAUGCAGUAUUAGAAGCAUUGUCGGGAACUGAAGUCGUUAUACCUGCCUGCGCUUCAUCAGUUGUUUUAAGAGGUGCUCUGAUAUAUGGACAUAAUCCUUCUUCAAUAAGUGAAAUGAUUCUCAAGUAUACCUACGGCAUUGAUUACACACCAAUUUUUAUAGAGGGAAUUCAUCAAGAGAGCAAACGAUCUGAAGCUAUAGACCAUAGUAUUAGAUGUCGUGAUGUUUUCGGUAAAUUUGUUACAACUGGGCAAACUGUGAAUAUGGGGAAAACACAAGUAAAGAGAAUAUGUCAUACACUUUCAAGUAAGCAGAAGAGUUUGCGGUUUAAUAUCUUCGCUUCAGAGAGAGAAGAUCCUGUUUACAUUGAUGAUGACGGAUGCUUUGAGAUAGGACUACUGAGGAUAGAGUUCGAUGAGGAAAAUAAUACGAGUCAAAGAGAGGUUUCACUAUCUAUGUUAUUUGGUGGGACUGAAUUCAUUGUUGAAGUGGAAGACAAAUGUACUGGUAAAAAGAAAAUUACCUAUGUUGAUUUCCUUGGGUAAUAUAGUAAAACAUUUUCGAAAGGAGAAUAAAAAGAAAGGACGAAAAGACAGGAGUGUUAAACGUUACUUCCACGCUGCUAAGAUAUAUUUUAA